Messenger RNA from Lagopus leucura (white-tailed ptarmigan), 1306 nucleotides. Its product is annotated as protocadherin gamma-B2-like. Gene Ontology annotation, molecular function: calcium ion binding. The transcript has a single exon. The annotation marks the transcript as partial. Gene Ontology annotation, biological process: homophilic cell-cell adhesion. The record is from RefSeq and is a predicted model, not a curated record. Gene Ontology annotation, cellular component: plasma membrane. NCBI's taxonomy places the organism in Eukaryota, Metazoa, Chordata, Aves, Galliformes, Phasianidae.
AUGGCGGGGGGGCGGCGAAGGAGCCGCUGGAGAGCUGGAGAGGGGCUGCUGCCCGCUUUGCUGCUGUGCUGCUGCUGCUGUCGGGCGGCGCCGGAGCGGCUCCGCUACGCUAUUCCCGAGGAGCUGAGCAGGGGCUCGCUGGUGGGGCCGCUGGCGCGGGACCUGGGGCUGAGCCCGGCCGAGCUGCCGGCGUGUCAGCUGCGGCUCAGCUCGGAAAAGCGCUACUUCGCCGUGAACGGGGAGAACGGGAACCUGUACGUGAGCGAGAGGCUGGACCGGGAGGAGCUGUGCGGCGAGUCGGCGUCCUGUGCCGUCAGCUUCGAGGCGGUGGUGCAGAACCCUCUCAACGUCUUCCAUGUCGAAGUGGCCAUCCACGACAUCAACGACAAUUCCCCGGCGUUUAGCAAGGCAGUUCUGGAUCUCGAGAUCGGGGAGUGGACCCUCCCCGGAGCUCGCUUUCCGCUGGAGGUGGCCCGAGACCCGGACGUGGGAAGCAAUUCUCUGCUUACUUACCAGCUCUCUGAAGACUCGUCCUUCUCUCUGGCGAUGAAGGUGAGCAAAGGAGGAAAGAAGCAGCCGGAAUUAGUGCUGGAGCGAGCUCUGGACCGCGAGAAACAGAGCUCCUUUCAGUUGGUUCUAACAGCGACUGAUGGAGGCGACCCCGCGAGGUCCGGAAGUGUGCAGAUCCGCGUGAACGUGAGUGACGCCAACGACAACGCGCCCGUGUUCAACAAAAGCGCGUAUGAGGCGCAAGUGCGGGAGAAUCUGCCGGUGGGAUCAUUGGUGCUGCAGGUGCGAGCUACAGAUGCGGACGCGGGCUCCAAUGGGCGGGUCUCCUACUUCUUCGGCAACGUCCUGGAGAGCGUCCGCACCUUGUUCAGCAUCGAUGCCGAGAGCGGCGAGGUGAGAACUGCCGGGCCGCUGGACUUCGAGGAGAGGAGUAAGUACAGCUUCGGUUUGGAGGGGCGGGACGGCGGCGGGCUGACGGGACACUGCGAGGUGCAGAUCGACAUAAUCGACGAGAACGACAACGAGCCCGAAAUAACGACGCUGUCGAUGUCGAGCCCGGUGCCUGAGGACGCGCCGCCAGGCACCGUCGUGGCGCUGCUGAAAGUGCGGGACCGGGACUCCGGCGAGAACGGGCGGGUGCGGUGCGAGCUGUCGGGAGAGGCACCACUGCAGAUCGUGGCAUCGUCGGGUGGCUCCUACAAAGUGGUGACGGUGGGCGCGCUGGACCGGGAGCGGGCGUCCGAGCACCGGGUGACGGUGAUCGCCACGGACGGGGGCAGCCCGGCGCUGUCGAGCC